AUGGCAACCUUGACACUUGGUGAUCGUUUUUGGCGGCUUCGUCCCGCUCCUACUGAAAUCGUGUUUGGUAGGAUUGCGCGUCGCGAGUGAAAGCGGUGGUGGCCAUUCUGUAAAAUCUCUCUUUCGAGGAGUUUGGCAGUAUCGGAGUCGGUAAAAUAUUCGUCGCGCUUCACGCUACGGAUAUUAUUUCGUUUUCUCCAGUUUCUUUCCGCGAUUGGAAAUUCGCCGUGUUUGUAGCACCCAGUGUGAAAUACUAUUGUUCGGUAAAAUAAAAAGAAAUAUAUAAACGCGACAAGCCACAACAAAUAUCUUGCGCGUUUAUCGAGAAUCGAGGGAAAUAAACAGUUAAGGUUAGACAACCGUGAAAUUAUAAUAGAGAUUGUACUACGUUUAAGUAAGAUAUGUAUUUUAAGGAAAUUCUACUCGUUCCAAGAAAUUUGUGCCCAUUAAUUUUCUCUCGUAUGAUAUUUCUAUAUUGUACGGUUUGAUGACCUGAUUCUUUUUUUUUGUUUAAGCAUCAACAAUGAAAACAAACUAUGCUAUAUAACUGUCUCAACAUGUGUCUAUGUGAAUGUGAACUGCAUGUACGUGCAAACAUAUGUGAAGGCUAAAUGAUUCUUAUUUUCAAGCGAAUUUAAGAAAGAACGAUUCGUUUAAAUCUUGCAAAAGAAGGAAAAACGGAAUUUCUUUGCCGGAAUUACGCAGGAAUUAUCCGACACGAUAUUGCGAGACUUUUUUCCUUUCAUCCACGCUUUAGAUAGGAAAGUCGGAACAAACCGAGAUUUUAAACUAUUUUAUCUAUGAAAGUAUUUUUAUAAAGAUAGUCACUUGUUUAUGCGUUGAUUGCGUAUUAAUAUGAAAUGCUGCUUGUUUACAUUACAUACAUUUAUAUUUUAUAUAAAAUCCACGUUCGAAAAAUAAAUAAUGAAUUGAUUCGUAUAUUUACGAUUAAUAUGAAUCUGUUACUUCUUAUAUGCGCAGAAUUUUGUAAAAAAGUUCCACAUUAAAUAACGAGUUAAUUUAUAAAAUACUGUAGUCGAACGAAAUAAAAAUUAAUGAUAUUGCGCUAUCAAGUCGGACAAUUUCUUUCAGAAAUAUAUUAUUAGCUGCAUGCAUACAGAACGCAAAUGCUUUAGUUCUGUUUGAACUUAUAACCCACUGUUAAAUUGUUGAAAUCUUUUUGUAGAUGUGAAUCUUAAAUACACGUUUACCGAAAACAAUACAAAAAAACAAAUUUCGUGUGACUUCUAUAUUUGCAUGUAGAUGAUUAUUGUCACAUAUGACAAAUUGUUAUCAUCACGGAAGAUGCAUCUUACAUAGUGUUACAUACAAAACUGUUACAUAGUGUAUAGACACGGUCGUGAAGUUUGUACACACAAAAGAGAAAAAAAAAACAAUGUUCGUGUGAGACCUGUAACAGUGUGCGUCUAUUCUGCAUAUCAUAAAUCGAAUACUACUUCUAUAAAAACAGGUGAGUUUUCAAAUUGUAUAAUGGUAAUAAUAUGUUUAAUCGUAUACAUGUUUAAACGUAUGCGUGCGUCGAAACUUACUAUACGAAUAUAACUACGAAUAUUCAUGAAAAAAAAAUAAGGUCCCGAUUUCAAAAAUUAAUAAAUAUAAAUUUUGUACGAUUUUAUUUUUUUAUUUUGAGUAAUUUAUCUAAGAAUUAUGCUCAUCUUAAUAUCAUGAAAUAAAUAAAAAUUGUUGAACAAAAACAUAAAUGAUUUUAAUAAAUCGUUUACCAAGUAAGCCUUACUAUUAAUCUGUUUUUUAAAUAUCAUUUAAUUAAGAAUUUACAAAUUGGAAAAACAUUCAAUUUUUGGCUAUUUUAAUUUAAUAGUUCUCUUGACAUGGUAAAUAACGUAGAACUUCGAAAUUUUGAUUAAGAUAUAUAAUGAUUUUGCGAUAAUAUAUCUUAUAUAUUAUAUAUAAACAAUAUUGGUGAUUAUAAAAGAAUCUUCACACAAUAAAUGAAUUGAAUAUAUAUUGAAUAUAAAUAUGUAUAUAAAUCAAUUAAAUAUAUAUUAAUAAAUAAAAAUAAAUAUUAAUGUAUAUCUCUUUAAAUUAAUAUAAUUAAAACUAAUGGGAUCAUUAGAGUGUUAAGUUCUUGAAUUUGAUCAUAUAUUAACUAUAUACAAUUACAAAAUGAAACUAAUAACAUAAAAUAUAUGUGUUAAAUACUACAAUGAUACUUUAUUAAUUUUAUUAGAUAACUUUUAUUACAUUAAAGAUAUAAAUUGUUUAACAUUCAAAAUCAAUUAUGAAAUAUAAUUAUGAAAACUAUAUAAUAUAAAUGUCAAUUUGACAGAUUGUAUAUUCAAAGCACAAAAGAGUAUAAAACUAAUCAACACUUUAUAAUAGGAAGUAAAAUAACUAUUAAAUAAAUAUUUCAAAUAAUUGAAUAUACUUCAAUAUAAUAUUGUAUAUAUUAUACAUAUUAGUAUAAUAUAAUAUUUCAUUAUAAUAAAUAUUUUGCAUUUACAUAUCAUAUAGAACAUGUAGAAAAUUUUAUUAUUACAAUAUAAUGUUAAUGAAAUUUAUUGAAUGUAUUUGAUGCCUUCUUUAUAUGAAUAUAAAUUACAAUUUUUAAAAAAAUGUUGUAAAUUUAUUCUACAGGUUUCAGUGUAAUGAAUCUAGAAAGAAUAAAUGCAACUAACAAUGUGCCUGCUACAAAGCAGGCAACAAAAAUAUACCAUGUUUCUUCAUCAAAUAAGUCAGUAAAAGCUGGAACUUUAUUAUAAAGAGUAUCAAUAAGUUUCAUAUUAUAAUUUUUACUGUUUAUAGUGUGACUUGCCAUUUUAGAACUAAAUUACUUUUUUUUUUAUUGUAAAAUUCAAAUUUUUUUUAAAAGUAGAUUAUCAAUAAAAAAAUGAUGAAGCUAGGAAGCUUUUCUUUGUUAAAAAAAAGGAUUAGUUGUUUAUAAACUUGUACAUAUGCAAUUGAAAAAAUUUAUACAAUAUUAAAAAGAAAAAUUAAAUAAGAUUUUUAUAACUUGAUUCUCCUUUCUUAUUUUAUAGAUAGAUGUUAAAGAAAGAAUCAGUGUAAUUUUUAUGACUAAGAUUUUUUUAUGAAUUGACAAUGUAGGUUUAAUUUUUUGUGAUGAUUUACAAACAAAGUGAAAGAUCAAAAUUGGGCUGUUUUAAAUAAAUGAUAAAAUUAAUUCUGACAUGUAUAUCUAAGAGUUUAUUUUUUAACUUAUGUUUGCAUUUAUAUUCAAUAUUUUUUUUGAUAUCUCAUAAUCAAAUUGCCAAUAAAUUUAUAAGAAUAGUCCUCUACGUUUAUUUCCUGGUUUAAUUUUAAAUGGCCUCUUCUUUUUCCGUUUUUUCUUUUCGUCUUCAGGUUCAGCUUCAGAAUCACGUGGUGACAAAGGUGUUAUAUGUUUAUUGUAAAGUUCCAAAAUGUUUAAAGUUGUCAAAUUUUCAGCUUUGCAUACUAUUUUAUCACCGGAUACUAAAAGAUACAAAUGCAAGAAUAGGAUAUAAAACAUAUUUUGAGUAAGCUUUUUUAAAAUUUACUUGCAAUUUUAAUUAUUGUACUUAAUUUAACAUUAGUAGUAUAUUUAUAUUCACUUUCAAAAUAUCACAUGAAUAUAUUUUAGUUCCAGAUAAAGCUAAGAACUUUUAAAGUCACAUCUUUAUAUUAAAGAUAAAACAGUGUAAACUAUUGAUUAAGUACAUUUAAAUGAAAGAAUGUUAUAAUACUCACAUAAAUUAAAUGUAAUAGUGGGUUCAGAUAAAUCAGAGACAAUAUGCGGUUUUACAUUGCAACGUGGAUUUGUUGCAAUAAUCUUUGGAGUUGUAAUUUGAAAUAAAAAGUUUCUGUAAAUAUAACACAUGCUCAUUAUAAUCUGUAAUAUUAGAUUAUUAAAUUAUUUUAAAUUUAGCUUUAUAUUUAUAAUUGCAAUUGUAUGAUGGUUUUUUCUUAUCAUUUAUUAUUUUUUAAUCAAUGAUUGUUAUAUCUUUUACUUUACUUGUUUGUAACAUUUUCAGGAAAAAUGGCACAAAUGAAACAACAAUUACCACUUCAAAUGCCAGAUUUAAGUAGUCUUCGCAUAACUACAGCUGUUUCCAUGCUUGGUAAAGCAUAUGGAUGUGGACAAUGUAGCGCUCCCCCACCUGGACCCACAACAAGUUCUUCUGUUGGAGCAGCUGGAGCAACUGGAAGCAGUGUUGUAGCUCCUAGUUCUUUAGGACUUGUUUCCACACAACAAACACACACUCCUCCUCAACCUCCUGAACUGCCAAUGUUUUCAUGUCCUCGGAGACCAAAUAUAGGACGUGAAGGCAGGCCAAUUGUCUUAAGAGCUAAUCACUUCCAAAUAACAAUGCCACGUGGUUAUGUGCACCAUUAUGAUAUUAAUAUUCAACCUGAUAAAUGUCCUCGUAAAGUUAAUAGAGAAAUAAUUGAAACAAUGGUUCAUGCAUAUAGUAAAAUAUUUGGAACUCUUAAGCCUGUAACACUGCCUGGUGAGGGUAAAGAUAGAGUUUUCAGAGUGGUAAUAAAAUGGGUGGCUCAAGUUUCAUUGUUUGCUUUAGAAGAAGCUUUAGAAGGACGUACUAGACAAAUUCCAUAUGAUGCUAUACUUGCUUUAGAUGUUGUAAUGAGGCAUUUACCAUCUAUGACAUAUACUCCAGUAGGUAGAUCAUUCUUUAGUACACCAGAUGGAUAUUAUCAUCCAUUAGGUGGUGGUAGAGAAGUUUGGUUUGGCUUUCAUCAAUCUGUUAGGCCAUCUCAAUGGAAAAUGAUGCUAAAUAUUGAUGUUUCUGCAACUGCAUUUUAUAAAGCACAACCUGUCAUAGAAUUUAUGUGUGAAGUAUUAGACAUUCGGGACAUAGGUGAUCAAAAGAGACCUUUAACAGAUUCUCAACGAGUUAAAUUUACCAAAGAAAUUAAAGGACUUAAAAUUGAAAUCACACACUGUGGGACGAUGAGGCGAAAAUACAGAGUCUGUAAUAUUGUCGCUGGACAACGUUGCAUCAAAAAAUUGACUGAUAUGCAGACUUCUACUAUGAUAAAAGCUACAGCUCGCUCUGCUCCAGAUCGUGAACGAGAAAUAAAUAACUUAGUUAGAAGAGCUGACUUUAAUAAUGAUUCAUAUGUUCAAGAGUUUGGUCUGACAAUAUCAAACAAUAUGAUGGAAGUUAGGGGUCGUGUUUUGCCUCCACCCAAGCUACAGUACGGAGGGCGCGUAAGUUCCCUCAGUGGACAGACGAAGCAACAAGCUAUACCUAAUGGUGGUGUUUGGGAUAUGCGUGGAAAACAGUUUUUCACUGGUGUGGAAAUUAGGGUUUGGGCAAUUGCUUGUUUUGCUCCACAAAGAACUGUACGCGAUGAUGCAAUACGUAAUUUUAUAGCACAAUUACAAAGAAUAAGCAAUGAUGCUGGAAUGCCAAUUAUUGGGCAACCAUGUUUUUGUAAAUAUGCUACUGGGCCAGAUCAAGUAGAGCCCAUGUUUAGAUAUCUUAAAGCAACAUUUUCAUCAUUACAACUUGUUUGUGUUAUAUUACCUGGAAAAACACCUGUAUAUGCUGAAGUUAAAAGAGUAGGAGAUACGUUAUUGGGUAUGGCAACACAAUGUGUACAAGCGAAAAAUGUUAAUAAAACGUCACCUCAGACAUUGUCGAAUUUAUGUUUAAAAAUUAAUGUAAAAUUAGGUGGUAUUAAUAGUAUUUUAGUACCUACUAUUAGACCGAAAGUAUUUGACGAACCUGUUAUAUUCUUUGGAGCUGAUGUAACUCAUCCUCCUGCUGGAGAUAACAAAAAACCUAGCAUAGCAGCAGUAGUUGCUAGUAUGGAUGCUCAUCCAUCUCGGUAUGCAGCUACUGUUAGAGUUCAACAACAUAGACAAGAAAUUAUUCAGGAACUUAGUUCAAUGGUGAGGGAACUUCUUCUCAUGUUCUACAAAAGUACUGGAGGAUAUAAACCACUUAGGAUAAUUCUUUAUCGCGAUGGCGUCUCCGAAGGCCAAUUUCUUCAUGUUCUGCAACACGAAUUAACUGCCAUUCGUGAAGCUUGCAUUAAACUUGAAGCUGAAUAUAGACCUGGAAUAACAUUUGUUGUAGUUCAGAAGAGACAUCACACUCGUCUAUUUUGUUCAGAAAAAAGAGAUCAAAGUGGUAAAAGUGGAAAUAUUCCAGCUGGCACAACAGUUGAUGUUUGUAUAACACAUCCAACUGAAUUUGAUUUUUAUUUAUGUAGUCACCAAGGCAUACAGGGCACAUCACGACCAUCACAUUAUCAUGUUUUAUGGGAUGAUAAUCGUUUUGAAAGUGAUGAAUUACAAUCUCUAACUUAUCAACUAUGUCACACGUAUGUCAGAUGUACGAGAUCUGUUAGUAUACCUGCACCAGCAUAUUAUGCUCAUCUCGUAGCAUUCCGAGCCAGGUAUCAUUUGGUAGAAAAAGAGCAUGAUAGGUACGUAUUUUAUUAUUUGAUAUCGAUAUUAUGAAAAUUUUUUUUCAAUUAUUAUUAAUUUACCGUAAUGAGAAAUUACUAUUAUAAAAUUGAAUAUAUCGUGAAACUUUAUUGUUGUGAACAUUCAUGAAACUUAAUAUAUGGUUAAAGAAUCUGAAAAUAAUAAAUAAAUACGCAUUCAUUAUCAUUUUUGAGAAAAAUAGUGGUUAAUGCUAAAUUCAAUAUAAAUUAGUAAAAUUUACAAUAGUAUUAUUUUUUAAGAUGGAUACUUGUUAAUAGAAGAAAUAUCCACUUAUACAGGAUUAUAUACAAUACUUUAGAAAAAUAAAUCACACAAAUUUAUUACAAUAAGAAUUUCUAGUCAUUUUUACAAUACUAAACGUUGAAUAUUAAAGAAUUAUUAAUUUAAUAAUAGUUUUAUCAGUUACAUUUAUGAGUUCUAUUUAUGUCUAUUAUUUAUUCGUGCUUUUAUUUACUUUUAUUUUAUUUGCUUCUAAGUUUUUCUUAUAUACUUAUUUCAAAUUUGUUCCCAUAAAAUUAUACCACGAUUGAAUAUCAGUCUAUAAUAACAAGAAUCAAAUGAACUUAUAGCAUUCAAUAAGGAAAAAUCCUGAAAAUUCUAUAAACUAAAAAAAAUGAAGAUCUAGAAUAAUAAAACUUUAUUUGUUAAUUAUAGACAUAGAGAUGGCUGAAAAUAAAAGUUGAAAGAACAUACUCAAUAUGUUGUAAAAAAUUUUGUUAAUAUAUGAUAAUUAUACUUUAAUUAUAGUAUUAAAAACUUCUAUAUGAACAUAUAUAAGAAAAAAUACAAAUUAAUUAAAUUUUUAUCAGUUCAAUUUAUUGAAAUAUUAAAUAAAAACUUCAAUAUUUUUACAUGUAAAUGUAUAUUUUAAUUUAUUUAUACGUAUACUUGUUACUUUUAUGUUUAUUACUUAUAAUACUUAUUUACUUUUAUGUUUAUUACUUAUAAUACUGAUAUAUUGUAUAUUUCAGUGGGGAAGGAUCUCAUCAAUCUGGCUGUAGCGAAGACAGAACACCAGGUGCAAUGGCAAGAGCUAUCACAGUUCAUGCAAACACAAAGCGGGUUAUGUACUUUGCAUAAUUCUUCUUUGAAUUUUUCUUAGACACAUAAAUAAAAUAAUAAAAAUGAUACCGUAAAAUGAUAAUCAUCAUAUCUUGCACGUGGAUAUUUCUAGACUACUUAAAUGUUGGACAAUCUUCUUGAGUGGUCAAUUUUUUUGCUUACUUUUAUAAUCAAAUAAAUCUGUCUAAUACCUAAAAUACGUCGAAUAAUUUUAUAUUAAGCUUUGAUUUUUUUUAAUGUUUUAUUUAAUAUAUUAUCGACUAGGUUUUAGACGGAUUUUUUAACAUGUUAGUAAGUAGUUAUUAAAAAAGGUGCUUUUAGUUAAUCAUGUUUUAGAUUGAUGCAGCUUGACUGAUGGGUCAUUCGCGGUAAAGACCAUACAAAUGAACAAUUUAAAGAAAUCAGCUGCCGUGUAUAUUACGCUUAUUUUUUUUUUUUUUUUUUUUUUUUUUUUAGAGGGUGA
Molecule: messenger RNA, 7961 nt
Organism: Heterotrigona itama
Lineage: Eukaryota; Metazoa; Arthropoda; Insecta; Hymenoptera; Apidae
Source: the annotation of a GenBank genome assembly